Molecule: messenger RNA, 759 nt
Organism: Ilex paraguariensis (yerba mate)
Lineage: Eukaryota; Viridiplantae; Streptophyta; Magnoliopsida; Aquifoliales; Aquifoliaceae
Source: the annotation of a GenBank genome assembly
AUGACGAAAUCAGCUCUGUUUAGAAACCACGAAAUGCUUAAGAAUACCGAGGGAGAUCAGAAUCAAGAGGGUAUCACACGUAAAAUAGCAAUUGAUAAGGCGGUUGAGAGAUUCCAUUGGUAUCCUAUGAAACGAUUCAACAAUCAAAGCAUGAAUAAAGAGACUUGGUGUUUACAAAAAGUACAGAGAGCGUUCCAGGGAAGUACGCCAGAAGGGCUUCUUGAAUUAGUCAAGAGGAAUUAUUCUCGCUUAUUUGUACUAACAGGACAAGGAAAGCUUAGUAGUAGAGUUGAGGAUAGGGACUUCAGAGUCAAACCUGUGAAAAUCGUGCCAGUGGGGUACGAAUACGAGGCGAUUAGGCACUACAUUGAUGUUCUCACAGCUAACACAGCUGCCAUGAAUCAAGCUAUCUGCUUGGGGUUUCAAAUUUGGAUAGCACACGAGAAUGGUCCCCCCCAGACGAUCAAGCUCGCCGAAGAACUGUGCGAGGAUCUAAGUCAUAGUCUCAUGCAUGCCGCCGGGAGCACACUCAAAACAGGUGGGGCCAGCACCUCGGGGUGUGGUACCAGCGCAGAGUCGAACGAGACGGGAACCUUCGACCCCUUGGGAAUAAGAGCAAGAGAGGAAACCCACAAACUAGUACUACGGAAACUAGUGAUUUCCUGCCUCGCAGUUUUUCUAUUGAGCAUUGUAUCCUAUAUAACCGUCGGCGGAACAGAACUAUGCCUACAAUUUAUGGAGGGAAGGUUUAAAGAAUAA